AUGAAACCAUCCUUGUCCUUUUUCAUUUGCAUUACAGCAAUCUUUCUUGCCUUUCAUACCUGUAUCACAGAAUUUCUCAUCGCAUAUAUCAAGCGACAGGCUCCUAGCCUAUCACAGCUCAUUCUGACAAAAGCUACUGUCAGCCAAACAACCACCAACCUCAGCCUGGAAACCCCAAUUCCCAUAGUCUCUCCUAUUACCGACAUGGCCGUCCCCCGCACAAUUCGACAGGCGUUCCUUGCCAUCGAGCAAGCAGAAGGUGCAGGUGCACGCGUGCGCCGCUCUAUUGGAACCGCCAAGCUCCGCAAUUUUAGCCCCUUCCUCAUGCUUGAUCACUUCACUAUCGGCAAGGGUGCCGGCUUCCCAGAUCACCCUCACCGUGGCCAGGAGACCAUCACAUAUCUAUUGUCCGGUGGUGUUGACCACGAAGACUUUGCUGGUAAUAAGGGCACCAUUGGGCCUGGCGAUCUGCAGUUUAUGACUGCAGGUCGUGGUAUUAUGCAUGCCGAGAUGCCGCAUGAGAAUGACGACGGCAGCCCCAACGUCGGUAUGCAGUUAUGGGUUGAUCUGCCCCAGAAAUUGAAAUUCUGCGAGCCCCGCUAUCGUGAUUUGCGCGCUGCGGAGAUCCCGCUCGCCACAGUGGACGAGGGCCGUGUUGAGAUCAAGGUCAUCUCUGGCCAAUCACAUGGUGUUGACUCAGUGCGUGAUUUGGCAUACACCCCGGUUUGGAUCUUGGAUAUCACUAUCAAACCCGGUGGCCGUGUAUCUCAGCCCCUACCGCAAGGUUGGAACUCGUUUGCCUACACUUUGGCUGGCGAGACUGUGUUUGGCUCGAAUGACUCCACUCGCAUCGUGAAGGAGUUCACCAAUGUCCAAUUCGAGCAAGCUGGGGACUUUGUCGAACUCUCGGUUUCAGAUAACGCACACCAGGAUGCCCGUAUCUUCCUUGUGGCUGGCCAACCACUAGACCAAAAGGUUGUGCAGUACGGACCUUUCGUCCUCAACACCCAAGAAGAGGUCUACCAAGCGAUGCUUGACUACCAGACUGCAUCUAAUGGAUUUGAGAGGUCACGGAACUGGCAAAGUCAGAUUGGCAAGCGAAUGUCAUAA
Penicillium paradoxum is the source of this 1110-nucleotide messenger RNA. Its product is annotated as pirin family protein. The transcript has a single exon. The record is from RefSeq and is a predicted model, not a curated record. The coding region runs from base 1 to 1110 and encodes 369 amino acids. NCBI's taxonomy places the organism in Eukaryota, Fungi, Ascomycota, Eurotiomycetes, Eurotiales, Aspergillaceae.